Messenger RNA from Beta vulgaris subsp. vulgaris (sugar beet), 1221 nucleotides. Its product is annotated as probable glutathione S-transferase. Gene Ontology annotation, molecular function: glutathione transferase activity. Gene Ontology annotation, biological process: glutathione metabolic process. The record is from RefSeq and is a predicted model, not a curated record. Gene Ontology annotation, cellular component: cytoplasm. Lineage: Eukaryota; Viridiplantae; Streptophyta; Magnoliopsida; Caryophyllales; Amaranthaceae.
AACAAUUAUACCAUCUCUUGAAAUAGUUUCAACCCUGAAAACAUAGUAAAAGAAAACAUAGUAAGACUACCGCAAAAAACAAAUCAAGUCAACGCCACAAACAAUCAUCCGAGCUUGGUGAACAUGUCGGACGAGCUGGUGCUGUUGGAGUACUGGGCUAGUCCUUUUGUUGCGAGAGUCAAAGUUGCACUUGAAGAAAAGGGUAUCACAAACUAUGAAUGCCAGCAUGAGGACAACGUGCUCAACGCCAAAAGUUCACUUCUUUUGGAAAUGAACCCGGCUCAAAAGAAAGUCCCAGUUUUAAUACAUAAUGGAAAACCUGUUUGUGAAUCUCUGGUAAUAAUGGAGUACAUAGAUGAAGUUUGGAAACACAAAUCUCCACCUUUGCUGCCUAUUGAUGCUUAUGAGAGGGCGGGAGCUCGCUUCUGGGCAGACUAUAACGAUAAAACGCUCAUCAACAUUAUCCCAAAAUUAUGGGAACAGAAAGGCGGAAUUCAGCAGGAGCAAAAGAAGGAUUUUAUUAAUUACCUACAGUUAUUGGAAGUGGAGCUUGGAGAGAAGCUUUACUGAGGCAAUACUUUUGGGUAUCUUGAUGUUGUACUAAUUUCAGGUUAUAGCUGGUUUUACUCUUAUGAGAAGUGCACGGAAUCGGACAUUGUGGCUGUAUGUCCAAAACUUAUCGCAUGGGCUAAAAGAUGUGAGGAAAGAGAUAGUGUGAAAAGGUCUUUACCCAAUGAGCUUGCAAUCUAUGAAAAAGUUCUAGAGCUACAGAAGACGUUCGACAAAGAUUAAGAAAGGGAAGGCAUGGAAAGAUCAAUAUGUCUGGUGCUUGGGUGGUUAUCCCUUACUCUAUUUUCUUUUGCCAUUUAUUUGAUGUAUUAGUUUUGAUAUUUUAACUAGUUCUUGUUUCAAACAAUACGUCUCGAUUAUUUACCAAUGUGCAUUUGAAAUCUUAAAAAUUAGAAAUAGUAUCUUGUCUUUAAAUGAUUUUUUUACUCAUAAAAACCAACAUGAGUAUUGUAGCUUAGUUGGUUAGUGCAUUAGAAUAUCAAAUGAGAGGUCAUGGGUUCGAGUCUUCAUACACACAUUUUUAUUGUUUAAUGUCUCAUUUGAUUGUAUUGGGGAGGGGAGAGUACAUGUGGCAGCAUGUCAUUUGUUUGUCUUUAAUUUGUUGUAAUUCCAUUACUCUUCAAUAUUUUAUUUUUACGGUAUUUUCACCAA